AUGGCCAACUACUACGAGGUGCUGGGGGUGCAGUCGAGCGCCUCCCCGGAAGACAUCAAGAAGGCCUACCGCAAGCUGGCCCUGCGCUGGCACCCCGACAAGAACCCUGACAACAAGGAGGAGGCCGAGAAGAAGUUCAAGCAGGUGUCCGAGGCCUACGAGGUCCUGUCCGACACCAAGAGGCGCUCGGCGUACGACCGCGCGGGCUGCGACAGCUGGCGGGCCGGCGGCGGGGCCAGCACCCCCUACGGCAGCCCCUUCGACACGGGCUACACCUUCCGGAACCCCGAGGACAUCUUCCGUGAGUUUUUCGGCGGCCUGGACCCGUUCUCGUUUGAUUUCUGGGAUGCGCCCUUCCACAGCGACCGCGCGGGCCGGGGCCAUGGGCUGCGGGGCGCCUUCUCAGCGGGCUUCGGGGAGUUCCCGGCCUUCGUGGAGGCCUUCUCGGCCUUCAACGCCCUGGGCCGGGCCGGCGGUGCCAGCCGCACCACCUUCUCGUCCACUUCCUUCGGGGGCUCCGGCGCCAGCAGCUCAGGGUUCAAGUCAGUGAUGUCGUCCACCGAGAUGGUCAACGGACACAAGGUCACCACCAAGCGCAUCGUGGAGAAUGGGCAGGAGCGCAUGGAGGUGGAGGAGGACGGGCAGCUCAAGUCGGUGACCAUCAAUGGCAAGGAGCAGCUCAAGCGGGUGGACAACAAGUGA
Molecule: messenger RNA, 702 nt
Organism: Nyctereutes procyonoides (raccoon dog)
Lineage: Eukaryota; Metazoa; Chordata; Mammalia; Carnivora; Canidae
Gene: DNAJB8
Product: DnaJ heat shock protein family (Hsp40) member B8
Exons: 1
Coding region: 1-702 (233 amino acids)
Biological process (GO): positive regulation of proteasomal ubiquitin-dependent protein catabolic process; protein refolding
Cellular component (GO): endoplasmic reticulum membrane; cytosol
Molecular function (GO): Hsp70 protein binding; ATPase activator activity
Source: RefSeq, a predicted model, not a curated record